This is a messenger RNA of Macrosiphum euphorbiae (potato aphid), 708 nucleotides long. The record is from the annotation of a GenBank genome assembly. Lineage: Eukaryota; Metazoa; Arthropoda; Insecta; Hemiptera; Aphididae.
AUGCAGCACAAUAAUACAAAAUAUAACAUACUACAAUGGAACCUAAAUGGUUUCUACAAAAGAAUCAGUGAAUUACAAAUAAUAAUAAACAAAUACUGCGCCGAAAUCAUUUGUCUUCAGGAAACAAAUUUUACAAGCUAUAAAAAAAAAACACUAAAAGGAUAUACAAAUUAUACCAAAAUAAGAGCUAACGCAAUCCGAGCUAGAGGAGGUAUCUCUAUAUUCAUAAAAUACUCAUAUACUUCCGAAGAAAUACCUGUCAAUACUCCACUUGAAUCCGUAACCAUAUCUGUUCAAUUCAAACAAAAGAUUACAAUUUGCAACAUUUACCUAUAUAACCAAUCACUCUUCACCGAAGCAGACUUAAAAAAUUAUCAUUCUACAACUCUCUCCGCGUUCGUUCUAUUAGGUGACUUCAACAGUCAUAACCAAUUAUGGGGCUGCAUUUCUACAAAUUCAAGAGGGGAAAUAAUCGAAUCGGUCAUAGAUUCUGAAAACCUAAUUACAUUGAACAACGGUAAACCCACUCAUUUUGGAACAGCAUCCGGUACACAAUCAGCUAUUGACUUGACAUUCACAACAACUUCUUUUGCCCCUCACCUUACAUGGGACACCUUAUCUCAUGCAUAUGGAAGCGACCACUUGCCCAUAAACACGAAAUUGACGUACAGAAAUACAGAAGACAUUCAAGUAGGCAAACCAAAAUGA